AUGGGAUUCAAGCGAGAUCUUGAUUUUCAGUGGUUUGGAUAUGAAAAUUCUGAUCCACAUACAUCAUCUGAUGAAGAAGAAAACGAUGACAGCGAACCAAUUCGAGCACCCCUUCAACUGAUGACUGAAUUUGUUAAUUCUAUCAUGUUUCGUAGAUGGACCGUUGCAAAGAAAUUAUGUCAUUUUGUGUUAAUGUAUGAACCCGAUAAUAAGGAAGCAAAACAAUUCCAGCCUCUCAUCGAUUAUAUGUUAAAAAAAGAGGAAGAAAAAGGAUCAUCUUCAUCAUCAAGUGAUGACGAUGAUGACACAGGUACACUUAAUUCUUACUAA
This is a messenger RNA of Didymodactylos carnosus, 330 nucleotides long. The record is from the annotation of a GenBank genome assembly. Lineage: Eukaryota; Metazoa; Rotifera; Eurotatoria; Philodinida; Philodinidae.